Messenger RNA from Megachile rotundata (alfalfa leafcutting bee), 3155 nucleotides. It is a transcript of the gene homer, whose product is annotated as homer protein. Lineage: Eukaryota; Metazoa; Arthropoda; Insecta; Hymenoptera; Megachilidae. The record is from RefSeq and is a predicted model, not a curated record. Gene Ontology annotation, biological process: G protein-coupled glutamate receptor signaling pathway. Gene Ontology annotation, molecular function: G protein-coupled glutamate receptor binding.
UUGUUGCGUGAUCGUUGCCGUUCGCUAUACAGUUUUGGCCGAUGGCGGCUGUCAAUUGGUGUACUUCUGCAUCUCGUUGGACCGAUUUUGAUAAAUUUUCAUAUAUUACUAAGCAUUUCUACUUGCAGAUAAUUAUCACGCACCCGCGUUAAAUUGAUUUUUCUAUGAGUCUGUGAGAGUAGCAUUUAUUUGUAUGACAUCAGGCAAAGAAACAAUGGGUGAACAACCAAUCUUCACGUGCAAAGCGCACGUGUUUCACAUUGAUCCUAAGACAAAAAGGUCUUGGGUUCCUGCAUCCACAGCAGCAGUAUCAGUUUCAUUCUUUUAUGAUUCCACAAGAAAUCUAUAUAGAAUAAUCUCUGUUGAAGGAACAAAGGCAGUAAUAAACAGUACUAUUACUCCAAAUAUGACCUUCACAAAAACAUCACAAAAAUUUGGACAAUGGUCAGAUGUUAGAGCUAAUACUGUAUACGGUCUUGGCUUCUCGUCUGAAGCAGAGUUAGGAAAGUUUAUAGAGAAGUUUCAUGAAGUCAAGGAAGCUACGAAAAUUGCUAGUGCUAAGUUACAAUCAAACAGCUCAUCUGUUACUCCUGCUACUAGUGCAAAUGUUAGCCCGAUUACAUCUCGAUCGGGUAUGCCAUCAUCGGAACAAGAUCUGAUAGAUCCGCCAAAUUCAUCAAUGAUUAACUCCAAUGUAUCAGCAUCAAAUAAUCCAAAUCCAAAUACCAACAUGAUUUCUACUCAAAACAGUGUAUCUUUGGUAAGCAGUAGUCCCUUACCUGGUAGUUGUCAGAAUAAAGUGGAUGAUGAAUUGAAAAAUGCAGUCCAUUCAAGAUCACAGAGUGUUUCUCAGCAGAGUACAGAAAGUCCACAACAUCAAGGGAAACCGACGCAACUAAGUUCGGGGCAAAGUGGACAAACGGCUGAGAUGCAGCUCAAAUAUGAAAACGACAGGCUCAAACUUGCAUUGGCGCAAAGCUCGGCAAAUGCUAAAAAAUGGGAGGUUGAGUUAACUACGUUGAAAACAAAUAAUGCCAGAUUAACCAGUGCAUUACAAGAAUCUACAGCUAACGUCGACGAAUGGAAGAGGCAGUUACAGUUGUAUAAAGAAGAAAAUGCAAGAAUUAAAGCUAAGUAUGCAGAUUUGGAAGCAGGGAAAAUAGCAGAAGGUAAUAGUGAAGCUCUAAGGUUGAGAGCUGAAGCAUUAGAAAGUGAACUCAGAACACGGAAUGAAGAAAUCAAAGCUCUUACUAUGGCCACAAAAAAUAAAGAUUUUGUAGCUUUACAGAAAGAAAAUGCAGAACUCCGUGAAAUGUUGAGGGUUGUCCAUGAACAAUUAGAACUUGCUUUAAGUGCAAACAAAGUCCAGAAACAAAAUUUGGAUACAUUAAAUGCCAGAUUAGCGGGAUACAUACAAGAUCUGGUAACUGUACAUCGAGAAAUAACAAGCACACUGCAAACUUAAGUUUGCACAUAGUAAUCUAAGAAUAUUCAUCAUGGGAGUUUUGUAUUUAUAAUAUAAGUGAAGUAUACAAAUGGACGGUAUAGAUUAAUACAAAGGGAAAGGUUCCAAAAAAAACAUACAUAGUAAAAAAACAAGUCUUAAAAAAGGUAAAUUAAGAACAUUAUCUUCACACGAGAAAGAUAGAAAAGAUUGCGUCUUUUUGAACUAUUUAUUCAGUGUUAAUAUCUGAUGAGUUCUUUAAUUAACUACUUCGUGCCAUAUAUUUGUAUAUAAAAAUAUGUUCUCUUUUAAUAUUGUUUAUGUAUUUCUUUUUUAAUUUCAUAUACUGCUGCACGUACAAACAAUUUUAUAUGUCUGUAUUAAGAUGGAAGAUAUUUUUAUUUCUGCACAGAUAACUCGAAUCUCUUUUAGAUAUCAUGUAUCUAUUUUUUAUUGUACUAUACAGAUAAUUUUACAUCUAUUACUAUGAAUUAUUUAAAGUUUAUUAUAUUACUUUUUUAUAUGAAUUGUUACAGUCGAUUUUUACUCUCACUAAAACUAGAUCUAUAGUUUGCUUUUUAACAAUUGCGUUUAAACUUUUAACCUACUACAUUAUCAUUGCAAUUAUACUACUAUCAUCAUCAUUACUAACGCUAUUUCACCGAUUACUAUCGAUCUUUGACUCAUUACCAAGCUAUAAACCUUUACUCUACUAUUACAACUAUUAUUCUCAUCAUUAACGCUAUUUAUAACUACCUCCACCGCUAUUGCCAUACUACUACUUGCUGUUAUUAUUGCUGAUAGUGUCAUUGUUAGUGCUAUUUCUAUAACUGUUGCUACUGUUACUAUCGAUCAAGAGUUGUCAUAUUACAUGCCUGCAAAGGAUUUUUAUGAUAUUUAGAAACAUAAAACAUAUCAAAAAUGUCAGAAAAUUUAAUGUGAUACAUGUUUCUCAAUGUUUUUUUGGAACUUAGCCCCUUGGAAUCAAUAAUAAAAUUCAGUUACCCAUGAACACAACUAAGGAAAAAAUGCACAAUUAACAUUAGUAACGUUUAGUGAUAUUCAAUUAUGUAGUAUAACUAUUUAAUUCAGCUGUACAUUGUAUCCAUAUUGUUCUAUCACAUAUUAUUUACCUUUAUCAAAAGUAUAUAAAAUUGAAGAGUCUGGCAUGAGCUGUACAGAAUUGUUGAUGACUAAUAUUAAAUAUAACUUGAGAAAAAAACAUAUAAUUUAAUGUAAUGGGUAACUUAACAGUUACAACUUUACUAGUUAUCAAAUGUUUCGAAAGAUACUUUUAACGUGCAAUGUUGUGUUAACUUUUUAUUAAAAACAUGAUAUUAGUUUAUUGUUGGUAAAAGAAAGAAGAAAUUUAAGUAAUUUGUUAUUUACUAUGUUAAAACAUUCUAUAAGCAUUCAAGCCAGAUAUUCUUCAAUAUGUUGUAUUUGAAUAGUAUAGGUUCACUAGGAAACAAAAUUUGCCCACGGAUGCUGACCGACCUUCUCAAAGAUGUCGAGGUGAUAUUUCUUGUAACAAUAAAUAAUUUCUAGUAGUAAAUGGAGUGCAAAAUGCUAAACAGAGCACUUUUUAUUGUACGGACAGUAUGUAUGUAUGUACGUAAAAAUGUUAUGAAGAUGAAUUUUAAAUUUGAGGAAUUGGAAACAAAAGCCUCGCUUGCCACAUGUAAUCAUAAUAAAACAUUUUCAGAUGGCU